AUGGAUCAACCAACGGGACACAGAACAAUCCGAGAAGCACGGCAGAUAAUCAUCCGGCCGGUCACCAUGACGACAUCCGCUGGAACAGUCGUCUCCCGCAUCGAAUCCAUCCUGGAGGCUAUUCUGGACUGCGUGGCCCAAGGACAGGAGCUCAGCAUCGACUUUGUGUCCAACAGAUCAGGAUCAGGAAAUAGCCCGCAAACGGUCCGUUUCCCAGGAAGGACUGCUGUGGAAGCCACAAAGUUUGCCCGGAUACUUCUCAUCCUGCAGCUCGCCCAUGAUGCUCUCGUCUCAGGAACAGUAUUGACCAAGCGUCACAUUUUCUACCAACAUCAAGGGCUUUUCGUGAGGCAAAGAACCGUAGACGAGUUGGUGGACAACCUUGCCUCUGCACUCAACGUUCGACGUGACGACUUGAACAUUGUUGCAUCUUCCAAAGGUGUUUUCUUGGGGCCUCUGAGUAUUCGCCUCCAAGACAGCACAGUGAUUGGUCCCGCUACUGGAGAGGUAGUUCGUAUAUUCACUCGCAACAAUUAUUCAUUGCCGUUUUCUUACUCUAACGCGAAGGGAUACCCAGACAUGCUUACAUGUUCGUUUGUGCAACUGAUUCGCUUCAACUGCCCACAUAUACCAAUCUUUGUCUUGGCUGAUUACGACCCUGAUGGGCUCAAUAUUCUUCGCCACUACCGCCUCAAAUCGGAGAUUGUGUCUGAAGGUUUUACGGCUCCGGCAAUACGCUGGUUAGGAAUCAAAUCGCAAGAUCUCCUAGAGCGCGAGAGCCGUCUUGAUAUGCUGAGAAUACCAUCUCCGGACAGCUUACAGCUACUGGAGGGCCAAUCAUCCAGGGAAAGCACGGGCUCCAAAACCUCCAUCUCGUCUACUGAAUGUCGUGAACCAAUUUCAGCCCUUACAACACGAGAUCGAAACGUCGCCGUUGGAAUUUUAAAAAAGCUUGUAGACUCUGGAGAUGAUUCUACAGCCGUCGAACUUGGACGAGAGCUUCAAGUUAUGUUGAUGAUGGGUAUCAAGGCUGAGAUACAAUGGCUCGAUGAAGCAGGCAAUUUGACGGAAUGGCUUGAUACUAAGAUUGGGCAAUUGCUUUUGGGGGCGUGAAGACAUCUGAGGGAAUGAGAGCAACAAAGAGAAGGAUAUUACCACCCAACUCUUUUGUCUCCAAC
Trichoderma harzianum CBS 226.95 is the source of this 1178-nucleotide messenger RNA. RefSeq lists its product as hypothetical. Lineage: Eukaryota; Fungi; Ascomycota; Sordariomycetes; Hypocreales; Hypocreaceae. Gene Ontology annotation, molecular function: DNA topoisomerase type II (double strand cut, ATP-hydrolyzing) activity; DNA binding; ATP binding. The transcript is spliced from 5 exons. Gene Ontology annotation, cellular component: nuclear chromosome. Gene Ontology annotation, biological process: meiotic DNA double-strand break formation; reciprocal meiotic recombination; meiotic DNA double-strand break processing. The coding region runs from base 1 to 1113 and encodes 370 amino acids. The record is from RefSeq and is a predicted model, not a curated record.